GUUGACAUCAACCAAAAAGUCAGUUUGAUGCAGGCAGCAGCGACCAUGCACGGGUUCUGGGGACCUGUCACGAGCAACAUGGACUGGUGUGAAGACAACUACGCGUGGUCGCACUACGUUGCAGAAUGGUGGAACACAUGGAGCAACGUGCCGUGGAUUAUCAUCGCCGUCUACGCCAUGCACAAGUCCAGCCAAGCGUUCGCGGAGUCGAGCCAGCCGCCGUCAAUUCGGCGUGCGUACUGGGUGCCGCUGAUUGUAUUUAGCGGGUCCUUUGCCUUCCACGUGUCCUUGACGCAUGUUGGCCAGCAGCUGGACGAACUGCCGAUGUUGUACGGUUGCUUUUACUUUCAUUACGUCACGCUGCGUCACCAUCGCGGCAUGAAAGUCGCGGCACUGGGGCUUUGUGGCGUCAUGACUGUGUUGAUGCUGCUCUUUCGCCACUCGAUCGUGCCGUUCAUCGUAUCGUACGCCCUGCUGGUUAUUGGGUUGCUCGCACGCAGCUACAUGCUCAUGAACACGUACAAAACCCUGCGGCAAAGUCAAAUCCUCCAACGAGGGUUCUACCUGUACAUGGUUGGGUUUAUUCUGUGGGUGAUCGACCAGCAGUUUUGCGAGGUGGUCAAGCCGCUGCACCUGCAUGCGUUAUGGCAUGUAUUCUCUGGCGCUAGCACGUUCUACUGGAUCCAGUUUGCAUGUGCACACGAGUUUAUCGUGACCAAUCAUGGCCUCCAAGUCCGAAACAUUGCGACCGUGCUUCCCUUUACGACAAUGGGAAAACAACUUCAGUAACAACAGCCAUACCAAGUUUGGCGAGUCUGAAAACGCUAAUUACCGUACAUUGGGUGGUCAGAAUCUCCACGGAACGUCCUCCGUAUAGGUAGGUGCUAUUCAUACAGUACUCCGUACUAUAGUAUUAAUAUAAAUAAUACUGUACUACCAAUACACGUUGUAUUGUCAAGUCGA
Messenger RNA from Aphanomyces astaci, 963 nucleotides. RefSeq lists its product as hypothetical. The transcript is spliced from 4 exons. Gene Ontology annotation, cellular component: endoplasmic reticulum membrane. The record is from RefSeq and is a predicted model, not a curated record. NCBI's taxonomy places the organism in Eukaryota, Oomycota, Saprolegniomycetes, Saprolegniales, Verrucalvaceae. Bases 28 to 789 code for a protein of 253 amino acids. Gene Ontology annotation, biological process: ceramide biosynthetic process; ceramide catabolic process.